This is a messenger RNA of Terrapene triunguis (Three-toed box turtle), 1511 nucleotides long. Its product is annotated as transcription factor AP-1. Gene Ontology annotation, biological process: regulation of transcription by RNA polymerase II; regulation of cell population proliferation; regulation of cell cycle. The transcript has a single exon. The coding region runs from base 78 to 1022 and encodes 314 amino acids. The record is from RefSeq and is a predicted model, not a curated record. Gene Ontology annotation, molecular function: transcription factor binding; RNA polymerase II cis-regulatory region sequence-specific DNA binding; DNA-binding transcription factor activity, RNA polymerase II-specific. Lineage: Eukaryota; Metazoa; Chordata; Testudines; Emydidae. Gene Ontology annotation, cellular component: transcription regulator complex.
ACGGGACUUAAAAAACAAACGCGUUGGGCGCUGCUUAAUUGUUAUUGCUUUAAAGCCAGUUUUGUGGACUGUGUUCUAUGACUGCAAAGAUGGAACCUACAUUCUAUGAUGAUGCCCUAAAUGCUACCUUUGUACAGCCAGAAAGUGGUGGUUAUGGAUAUAAUAAUCCUAAAGUCCUGAAGCAGAAUAUGACUCUAAAUCUGGCUGAUCCUUCAAGCAACCUCAAGCCCCACCUGAGGAACAAGAAUGCUGAUAUUCUUACCUCCCCAGAUGUUGGUCUCCUCAAGCUGGCAUCUCCUGAACUGGAAAGGCUCAUCAUCCAGUCCAGCAAUGGCUUGAUCACCACCACUCCCACCCCAACACAGUUUCUCUGUCCCAAAAAUGUUACUGAUGAGCAAGAAGGGUUUGCUGAAGGCUUUGUGAGGGCACUGGCAGAGCUACACAACCAGAAUACGAUGCCCAGUGUUACAUCUGCUGCCCAGCCCGUUAACAGUGGUAUGACACCUGUUUCUUCUAUGGCUGGCAACAAUGGUUUCAACACCACUUUGCACAGCGAGCCUCCAGUGUAUGCCAAUCUCAGCAACUUUAACCCAAGUGCACUCAGCACAGCACCUAACUACAAUGCAAAUAACAUGGGCUAUCCACCUCAGCAUCAUAUUAAUCCUCCGAUGCCAGUGCAGCAUCCCAGGCUGCAAGCUUUGAAAGAGGAGCCCCAGACUGUACCUGAAAUGCCAGGGGAGACUCCUCCACUGUCCCCCAUUGAUAUGGAGUCACAGGAGAGGAUCAAGGCUGAGAGGAAGCGCAUGAGAAACAGAAUUGCAGCCUCCAAAUGCCGGAAAAGGAAGUUGGAAAGGAUUGCCAGAUUGGAAGAAAAAGUGAAAACUUUGAAAGCCCAGAACUCAGAACUGGCAUCCACUGCCAACAUGCUCAGAGAACAGGUUGCACAGCUUAAGCAGAAGGUCAUGAACCAUGUCAACAGUGGAUGCCAGCUAAUGCUAACACAACAGUUGCAAACAUUUUGAAGAGACUGACUUGGGAAAAAAAGAACUAUGAUGUUGCGGUAGAGCAACAGAAAAAACAAACCCAUAACAAGUGGCAGAUACAUAAAGCUAAUGGUUAAGGCUGAGAGGCAUUGAGUCCUGCUUGCACCCCACAAAGCACAUGUGUGGAAAGACUGGCGAGCAUUCAAUUGAGCUAUUGGCAAAGCAGCACCACUCUGAGAAGUGCUGUUCCUGCUCAGAUGAUACAUCAGAUCUUUGUUUAAUAUUGACCAAGACCUGCAUGGACCUAACAUUCGAUGAUCAUUCAGUAUUAAAGGUUAAACUGCAAUAGAGACUGUAGGUUGCUUUCUGUAAUACUCUUAAAGAAAACACAACUGGGAGGGAGGUUUGUGGGAGGCUGAUAAACUGAACUAUACUGCCUGCCUUCAAGUAAAUUGUGUAUGUACAUUUUUUUUUUAUUUUAUGAAAGCUGAUUAAUGUCAAUAAACUACUUCAUGACUUUGUAAAUUA